AAGUAAUUCAACUAAAAGAAACACCACAAAACACUCAGCUCACUAGCUGGACCCACACAAAAUGGCACUCUGGCCCAGAGCUCACCCUGCUCUGGGCUUAAAUACCUUUAAUUGCUGAUGGGAGUCAGCUGUACCAGAGGGAAAGGUGGCACCUCAGGCAGGAGGUAGUGGGACACGCCCACACAGGCACCCUCAGGAGAGAGAGGCCCUGCUAGGGCCGUAACAAUAGUACUAGUAUAGCAUCAGGAUGGCAUGUGAUUUUAACAAGAAAUAAGAUUAAACUUAAAUGUUAAACUCAGCUACUCUUUUUAUGGACUGUGAAUAAUUCAAUAAAUAAAUAAAUUUAAAACAAUUUCAACAUUUUUAAAAUGUCUAAAAUAAUUUUGUUUUCCACAGACGUACUGUACAGUUAUUCCUUAACUGCAUAUUAACACAUCUUUGCUUCAUUUUAUUGUGAUUAUCUUUGUCUUCUUCCUGCAGAUUAUGAGACAAAUGCCCACUAAGUAGAGGAGAAGCAGGAUCCGACAUUCAGUACAAGACUCGUCUUGAAACUUGCUGGACUAUUAAAGUCACUUUCACCUCCUGACAGACUGUAACAUCCCAUCAUGCCAUUGAUUGUGGUCCCUACUUCCCAGUUGCUCUGGAUGCGAGUAGCUGCCCUGUUAUUCACCUGUGUGGCAUUCAGCGUCGCUGCACAUGGAGCUUAUCUGCCCCAUGGAGGCAUGGCUGACUGGUGCGUCUUCUGCUGGGCGUUCAGCUUCGCUUGCACUCUGCUGGUCCUGCUGGUAGAGUUGUUCGGCCUGCAGGCCCGGGUGCCAGUGUCCUGGUCCAACUUCCCCAUCACUGUCGCCUGCUACGCUGCCCUACUCUGCCUUUCAGCAUCCAUCAUCUUCCCAGUCUUCUUCCUUAAAAAACAGUUGCCCUCUGGUGAAACUCGUGACCAUCGCAUAGUUUCCACAGUCUUCUCCUGCCUGGCAGC
Haplochromis burtoni (Burton's mouthbrooder) is the source of this 979-nucleotide messenger RNA. RefSeq names its product myeloid-associated differentiation marker homolog. Gene Ontology annotation, cellular component: membrane. NCBI's taxonomy places the organism in Eukaryota, Metazoa, Chordata, Actinopteri, Cichliformes, Cichlidae. The record is from RefSeq and is a predicted model, not a curated record.